Messenger RNA from Mollisia scopiformis, 2153 nucleotides. RefSeq lists its product as uncharacterized. The record is from RefSeq and is a predicted model, not a curated record. The transcript has 4 exons. Lineage: Eukaryota; Fungi; Ascomycota; Leotiomycetes; Helotiales; Mollisiaceae. Bases 232 to 1944 code for a protein of 570 amino acids.
CAUCUGGUAUGUCUCCACGUUGUCUUGGUGGAGUCGAUCGCUUUCCCCGUCUGCUGUGUCAUUUUAUCCCUGGCAAUAGUGUUCCUGGGAUCCUGGUACAGGCUGCCAGAAGUACAUUUUCUUUAAAAUCUUCAUGAUUCGCCUUUCUUAUUCUUCACGUGUCUAUUUGUACUUCGCUGCCUGAUGUCUUCGUUGCAGGCAAGGCUUACUUCCUAGAUCAUCAUCAUUCCAAUGAUCUCCUUAUCAUGGUGUGCUAGCCGAUGUGGCGGUAUCUCACUUCUUUCAUUACUUGCUCUAUGUUCUUGGGUCUUAUUCAGGGCAGCUAUAAGCACAACAGCUCAACCACAUCAAGACAGUGAUAACCAUCACAUGAAAAGUCGAUUUACAACAGCCAAAUAUGGUGGUACUUCAACACACGUUUUCGCAUACUACUCUCUCCUCGUUCACAGCUUGGUAGUGGCAUUUCAAUUCCGAGCUUGUCGAGCAGUAUGGGAGGGAACUGCAAAUCUUCAAAGGACGAAACUACAGAAAUGGCUCACGAAUCGGCACCUCCAUCGUCGCUGGAAAUAUUCAGCGUCGUCGCUCUCAAGCACUGAUACCUCCAGUUCUCCGUCAUCACUUUCUUCCAGCGAGGUUGGUGAUUGGGACUCUUCGACAGAGACAGAACAUGAAUUGGAAUUGGUGAUUCACGCCAUCCUCGUUCCCAACUACAAGGAAGAUAUCGAGGGACUUAUCGAAACGUUGCAAGUUCUUGCUUCUCACCCUCAGGCGCGCCAUACAUAUGAUGUAUAUUUGGCCAUGGAGCAACGCGAGCUUACCGCCAAAGCCAAAGCCGCCCAACUGGUCUCUAAAUUUAAAGGCUGCUUCAGGUUCAUAGCAGCUACCUUCCACCCAGAGGAUAUUGCCGGGGAGUCUCCAGGAAAGAGCAGCAAUUUGAGCUGGGCUGCUCGAGCUGCUAGCAAGAGAUACGAGAUUGAGACAAGGAGGGAUGUCGUUCUGACUAGCAUUGACGCCGACAGCCAUCUUUCCUGGAGAUACUUUUCAGAGAUAACCUCUAUGCACUUUGCAUACUCAGAAACCGCAUCGACAACUCUCUACUCGACGCCAAUCAUCUUCGAUAGGAAUGCGCACCUAGUUCCCGGUGUAGUGCGAUCGGACGUCGUUUGGAGCGCAGCGGGUCUUUCAGGUCUUGGCUCGACGAUAUGUCCACCAACGUCAGUCUACUCUGUUCCACUCGAACUGGUGGAUCGAGUCGGUGGCUGGGAUACGGGACCAGAUUCGAUUGGGGAAGACCUUCACAUGUACCUGAAGUGCUUCUUUGCUCUCAAUGGCAAUUUGACCACGAGGUCGGUGAAGAGCCCCGUGAGCCAGACCAAUAUCACGACUUCUGCAGGCCAAGGCUUGUUGGGACAGUUGCAUGGUGUUGAUGCUCGUUACCGACAGGCACUUCGGCACAUGUGGGGAUCUUUGGAUUCCGGUUAUGCAUUGAAGCAGGCUAUGGAGGUGUGGCGCCGAAGGCGGCAAACACAGCAGGUAUGCCAGCCUUUGCAUCUGACAACAAGCUCGAAGAUGAGGAGCAAUACUUCCUUCGACUGGCAGAAGGAAAUCUUGAGAUCAGAUGACUCGGUUAUGCGUGUCAAGAUUGAACCUCCGAACUGGUUCAAUAUCUUUCUGCUCUUUCACCGCUUAUUCGAAGCACAUUUCAUGCCGGCACACAUCUCGAUAUUGGUCGUAGCAUCGACUCUCUAUCGGGCUCUUACCCCUCAAGAGGAAGACACCUUCAGUAUCGCAUGGACGUUUGUCGCUACAGAUAUUUUAAGGGCAAUAGGACUCCUGACCCUGCUCGUCUUCUUCUACUCCUACCAACAAUAUCAUCAUCUAGCUCUAGAGGCUCGCCGAAAUGAGAUGAUAGCUGCUGGUCUAGCGGAAGUAGUAAGCCAAUGAGGGCGAGUGGCAAGACGAUAUGAUUAGAGGAGACGACGUUACAGUACAUACCUUUUUUUUUCUGCCUCGAAUUUUUGGGAUGGAGGAGAUACAUGUUCGGCGAUGUCUGGAACAUCGAGCUUGAUUGUAGACUUUUCUCAUGCAUGGUUGAUUAUCAUCCUGUUGAGAUACCAUUCGAGAUUUUAACUUAUAACGACGAAAGAUUAGAC